UCGUCAUUCCAUAUGCUUUCUCCUCUCAGAAGAGUUUACUCCGUUCUGCAACCCUAGUCUCGUUGAUUUCGAAUCUGGAAGCUCCAAUCCGAGAAAUCGUUCCAGAGAUCUGAUAGCUUUUUCUUCGAGGAUCUGGUUUCGGUGAGAAUCCGCGGAGUCUUCUGUUUGAGCAAAAUCGGAAAUGGCAGACAACAAUUCACCACCUGGCUCUGCAGAAGAGAAAGCAGAUCAAAUCGUUGAAGCUAACGCAUUAGCCAAGGACGAUACUUCACUGGAAACAAUAGUUCGAAGGUUCCAGGAUUCAAUGUCAGAGUCAAAGACCCACAAAUUCUGGGAGACUCAGCCCGUUGGGCAGUUCAAGGAUGUCGGGGACACGAGUUUGCCUGAAGGCCCAAUUGAGCCUGCAACUCCUUUAUCUGAGGUCAAGCAAGAGCCGUACAACCUUCCUUCUGUUUACGAAUGGACCACCUGCGAUAUGAGCUCAGAUGAUAUGUGCUCAGAGGUAUACAACCUUCUCAAGAACAACUAUGUUGAGGAUGAUGAGAACAUGUUCAGGUUCAAUUACUCCAAGGAGUUUCUCAGGUGGGCUCUUCGCCCUCCUGGUUAUUACCAGAGCUGGCACAUUGGUGUCCGUGCCAAGACCUCCAAAAAACUCGUUGCUUUCAUCAGCGGUGUGCCAGCAAGGAUCAGGGUGCGCGACGAGGUUGUGAAAAUGGCUGAGAUCAAUUUCUUGUGUGUUCACAAGAAGCUCAGGUCGAAGAGACUUGCUCCGGUCAUGAUCAAGGAGGUAACGAGAAGGGUUCACUUGGAGAAUAUAUGGCAAGCAGCUUAUACCGCAGGAGUUAUACUUCCUACACCCAUCACCACCUGCCAAUACUGGCACAGGUCGUUGAACCCAAAGAAGCUAAUCGAUGUUGGGUUUUCAAGGCUUGGUGCAAGAAUGACGAUGAGCAGAACCAUAAAGCUCUACAAGUUACCUGAUGCACCGGUCACUCCCGGGUUCAGGAAAAUGGAACCACGCGAUGUCCCGGCUGUUACAAGGUUGCUUAGGAACUACCUUAGCCAGUUCGGAGUCGCGACUGACUUUGACGAGAACGACGUCGAGCACUGGCUACUCCCGAGAGAAGAUGUUGUGGACAGUUACUUAGUAGAAAGCCCUGAAACUCAUGAUGUCACUGACUUCUGCAGCUUCUACACUCUCCCUUCGACUAUCCUUGGUAACCCGAACUACACAAUAUUGAAAGCUGCUUAUUCUUACUACAAUGUCGCCACACAGACCUCGUUUCUUCAGCUGAUGAAUGAUGCGCUAAUCGUGUCUAAGCAAAAGGGUUUCGACGUGUUCAACGCGUUGGAUGUGAUGCACAAUGAGAGUUUCUUGAAAGAGUUAAAGUUUGGUCCAGGAGAUGGUCAGCUUCACUACUAUCUCUAUAACUACCGUUUGAGAAGUGCAUUGAAGCCAGCUGAACUUGGCCUUGUUCUCUUAUAAGCUCUUCAAUUGCAAUGGUAUUAGUUCGUUUGGUAUCAAGAAACUUGAAAAUUUGGAUUUUUUUUUUCCCUUUUUUUUCUUUAUCUGAACUACUUCUCUCCUGGGUUACUGAAACUGAGUUUAACUCAUUUGGCAAUGCGAUUUUGAAUUUU
Messenger RNA from Eutrema salsugineum, 1638 nucleotides. RefSeq names its product glycylpeptide N-tetradecanoyltransferase 1. The coding region runs from base 182 to 1486 and encodes 434 amino acids. Gene Ontology annotation, biological process: N-terminal peptidyl-glycine N-myristoylation. Gene Ontology annotation, cellular component: cytoplasm. The transcript is spliced from 2 exons. Gene Ontology annotation, molecular function: glycylpeptide N-tetradecanoyltransferase activity. Lineage: Eukaryota; Viridiplantae; Streptophyta; Magnoliopsida; Brassicales; Brassicaceae. The record is from RefSeq and is a predicted model, not a curated record.